UUGGUGCUGGCCAUCAGCAAACAGAGCUGGUCUCUCUCCAUCCCUGCUGGCCACUGAGUGUGUCUGGAGGUUGCCAUCCUCCCUGGCAGGGGGGUGGCCCUGCAUCCACUGUCCCCAAGCCGUGCUGGCAGGGAGGUGGCACUGAGCCCAGCCCGCAGAGACCCUGUGCUGCUGGGAUCACCCACCACUGUUAAUUCUCUGCCCUUCCCCUCCCUGCAGGCACUCGGGAGCAGGCAGCUGACCCCAGCCAGGACCAGCCAGCGAGCAGCCCGGCCCCGCAGCGCCCCGAGGACACCCUGCCCGAGGAGCAGCACAACGGGCCACACGUGCCAGGAGGGGGGCUGGCUCCUGCCGCCGAGGUGCUGGAGGGGGGCCAGGUGCCCAGUGACUCUGAGGGGGACGUGUACUGUGACACCCUGGAGCAGAUGGAGCCCGAGCAGGCUGGGCGGCCGCUGGGUCUCUCCCCGGACGGGGGCCGGGCCGGGCAUGAGCCCCCCAGGCCCCGCGGCACCGGGCAGGGGGAGCUGGGCGAAGGCAGAAGAGGAGAGGGGAGGAGCGGCGCGGGCCUGGCAGCCCCUGGCUCUGAGAGAGAUCUCCAGCUCCCCGAGGGAGAGCAGGAUGCCAGGAGUGCCCCCCAGCUUGCCCAGGGGCUGCUGGACCAGCUGGACGCCCACGUGGCCGGCACCGUGCGGGCCCUGCAGGAUGACAUGCGGCGAGUGCAGGAGCGCCUGAGCCAGCUGGAGACGCUCGCUGCUGCCCAGGUACGGGCCGGGCCGGGAGCCACCAGGUGCCGGUGCCGCCUGGCCCGGCCACUGUGCCCGUGCUGGUGUAGGCCAGGCCAGCAGGGCUCAGCAUGGGGUGGCCCGGGGGAGGGGACACCUCAGGGUUUGGGGACACAUCCCGGCGGCGCCGAGGGGCGGCCGUCGGCGGGAGGAGCGGCGCGUCCCGGCCUGGGCCCGCGGUACCGGUCGUCGGUGGGACGCACCGAGGAGUGGCCGGUGAAGAAGAAGCACCGUCGGCGACCGUCGAAGAAGAAGCGGCGCUGGAAGCCCUACUCGAAGCUGAGCUGGGAGGAGAAGCAGCAGUUCGACGAGCGGCAGAGCCUCCGCGCCUCCCGGCUGCGGGCGGAGAUGUUCGCCAAGGGGCAACCGGUGGCCCCUUACAACACCACGCAGUUCCUGAUGGAGGACCACGACCAGGAGGAGCCGGACCUGAAAACCGGGCUGUACCCGCGGCGAACGGCCGCCAAAUCGGAGGACACGAGCGAGGAGGAUUUUCUGGAGGAGGCGGCGGAGGAGGAGGACGGGGGAAGCGACGGGAUGGGGGGGGACGGCAGCGAGUUCCUGCAGCGGGACUUCUCGGAGACCUACGAGCGGUACCAUGUGGAGAGCCUGCAGAACAUGAGCAAGCAGGAGCUGGUGAAGGAGUACCUGGAGCUGGAGAAGUGCCUGUCCCGCAUGGAGGAGGAGAACAACCGGCUGAGGAUGGAGAGCAAAAAACACGGG
This is a messenger RNA of Calidris pugnax (ruff), 1505 nucleotides long. RefSeq names its product protein HEXIM1-like. The record is from RefSeq and is a predicted model, not a curated record. Gene Ontology annotation, molecular function: 7SK snRNA binding; cyclin-dependent protein serine/threonine kinase inhibitor activity. The annotation marks the transcript as partial. Gene Ontology annotation, biological process: negative regulation of transcription by RNA polymerase II; negative regulation of cyclin-dependent protein serine/threonine kinase activity. Gene Ontology annotation, cellular component: nucleoplasm; nucleus; cytoplasm. The transcript is spliced from 5 exons. Lineage: Eukaryota; Metazoa; Chordata; Aves; Charadriiformes; Scolopacidae.